Molecule: messenger RNA, 1346 nt
Organism: Euleptes europaea (tarantolino)
Lineage: Eukaryota; Metazoa; Chordata; Lepidosauria; Squamata; Sphaerodactylidae
Gene: TADA3
Product: transcriptional adaptor 3
Exons: 8
Coding region: 8-1342 (444 amino acids)
Biological process (GO): regulation of transcription by RNA polymerase II
Cellular component (GO): SAGA complex
Molecular function (GO): transcription coactivator activity
Source: RefSeq, a predicted model, not a curated record
CACCUUAAUGGUUACCUUUCUUUUCCACAGGCCCAGCAGCACCAUGUCUGAGCUGAAGGACUGCCCCCUUCAGUUCCACGACUUUAAGUCUGUGGACCAUCUGAAGGUGUGCCCACGUUACACAGCCGUGUUGGCCCGUUCAGAGGAUGAUGGCAUUGGCAUUGAAGAACUCGAUACCCUGCAGCUGGAGCUGGAAACACUCCUGUCUUCUGCCAGUCGCCGACUCCGAGUAUUGGAGGCUGAGACACAGAUCCUGACAGACUGGCAAGACAAGAAAGGGGACAGGCGAUUUCUGAAGCUGGGCAAGGAGCAUGAGCUGGGCACUCCUAUCAAGCACGGCAAGCCCAAGAAGCAGAAGCUGGAAGGGAAAGGAGGCCACAGCACAGGGCAGGGCCCCGGUCGGCCCAAAUCCAAAAACCUGCAGCCGAAACUCCAAGAGUAUGAAUUCCCAGAUGACCCAAUCGAUGUGCCACGCAUUCCCAAAAAUGAUGCGCCAAACAGGUUCUGGGCCUCAGUGGAGCCGUAUUGUGCAGACCUCACCAGUGAGGAAGUGCGUACCCUGGAAGAGCUCCUGAAACCUCCGGAAGAUGAGGCCGAACACUACAAGAUCCCGCCCUUGGGGAAGCACUACUCGCAGCGCUGGGCUCAGGAGGACAUGCUAGAGGAGCAAAAAGAUGGUGCUCGGGCCGCAGCUGCCGCCGACAAGAAAAAAGGCAUUUUGGGGCCACUGACAGAGCUGGACACGAAAGAUGUCGAUGCUCUGCUGAAGAAGUCAGAGUCCCAGCACGAACAGCCUGAGGACGGUUGCCCGUUUGGGCCUCUGACGCAGCGUCUCCUGCAGGCCCUUGUUGAGGAGAAUAUCAUCUCCCCCAUUGAAGACUCGCCUAUUCCAGAGAUGGCAGGCAAGGAUUCUGCAGGUGAUGGGGCCAGCACCUCCCCUCGCAGCCAGAACAAGCCCUUCAGCGUACCCCACACCAAGUCCCUAGAAGGCCGCAUCAAAGAGGAGCUGAUUGCUCAGGGCCUGUUGGAGUCGGAGGACCGGCCUGCCGAGGACUCGGAGGACGAGGUGUUGGCCGAGCUGCGGAAGAGGCAGGCUGAACUCAAGGCCUUGAACGCGCACAACCGAGCCAAGAAAGUGGAGCUGCUCAGGCUGGCCAAGGAAGAGCUGCACAGGCAGGAGCUGCGGCAGCGGGUGCGGAUGGCGGACAACGAGGUCAUGGACGCCUUCCGUAAGAUCAUGGCGGCACGGCAGAAGAAGCGCACGCCGACCAAGAAGGAGAAGGACCAGGCCUGGAAGAGCCUCAAGGAACGCGAGAGCAUCCUCAAGCUGCUGGAUGGCUGACGUU